This is a messenger RNA of Rotaria sp. Silwood2, 1560 nucleotides long. The record is from the annotation of a GenBank genome assembly. NCBI's taxonomy places the organism in Eukaryota, Metazoa, Rotifera, Eurotatoria, Philodinida, Philodinidae.
AUGACUACAAAUCAACAAGAAUAUGCUGAACAAUUACGCGUUCUUCAAGAACGUUUUCCACAAGAACCAAAUGAUAAAUUAGUUCGUCUUUUACAACGACAUGGUGGUGAUGUUGAUCAGGUUCGUGCACUUCUCGUUCAUCGAGAACAUCGUGCCAAUAAAUGGGAUACACUUGAAACACGAUUUGGUACGAUAGUAACAGCAUUACAACAAGAAUUUCCAUCAACUCAACGAUCUAAACGUAUACGUUUAUUGAAAACUAUGGAAGUUUUUGGUGGUGAUGUUGAACAAGUUCGAAAAUUUUUACAACGAACUGAAGAACGACAUCAACAAGAAGGUGAUAAUUCAGGCAUAUCUCGACGUCAAAAACGAGAAGAAUUAAAAACAAAAUAUGCUACACAAUUAGCUGAAUUAACUACUGCUGGUAUUAAUGUUGAUUCUCCAUGUGUACUUCGACAAUUGGAAAAAAAUCAAGGUGAUGUUAAUAAGAUCAUUGAAAAAAUGUCACGACGUAAAGAAAAAAAAGAUAAAUUAGCUGAACUUGAUACAAAAUAUGCAAAUCAAAUUGCACAACUUGAAGCUGAUGGUGUUGUAAUGAAAAAUAAACGUGUUUUAAUACGUUUAUUAGAAAAAGCUGAUGGAAAAAUUGAUGUUGUUAAACAACUUUUAAAUGAAAGAAAAGAAAAACAUGAACAAAGAAAAGAAUAUCAACAUAAACAUCGAAAUAAUUCACCAGGUAAAACAACAGAAGAAACGAAUCAAACACUUCCUAUAUGGAAAAAACGACGUGAAUUAAGUGUUGAUGAUAUUAAUAAUCUUAAACGACUUCGUUCAGCUGGUGUACGUGGAAAUCCAAUGAAAAUAUUAUCAAUCUUUCAGGAAUGUAAUCAAUCAAUUGAAAUGACUGUUGCUCGAGCUGCAGAAGAACGAGAACGACGUAAUCGAAGUCGAGAAGAACGAAAAUUAAAACGUACAUUAUUAGCUGAAGCUCAAAAUGCGUAUAUAACAAUAAAUAAUCGAGAUGAUUGGCCACAUUAUAUCGAAAAAGUUUAUUUAGAUGGAAAUAAUAUGAUGUUUGUUGUUGAUAGUCUUCGUCGUUUAUGUUUAAAUCGAGCGGGUAAAAAAACUGAACGUGCUUUAGGAGAAAUAGCUUCAGCAUGGAAUGAACAAAUGCAUAUACCAUAUGUUGAACUUAUAUUUGAUUCAACACAUCAAUUAGAUCAAAUUGGUACAGUUAAAGUUUCAAGUGCUCAACCAAAAUAUCGAACAACUGAUGAUAUGUUAGUUGAAAUAGCACGACAAUCUGACCAUCGUGAAAAAAACAAACGUACAAUUAUUGUGACAUCUGACCGAGCAUUAGCAACACUUUUACAACGCGAAGGAUGUUUACUUAUUAAGCCAUAUAAUUGGUUUGCUCAUUGUGUCAUGACAUUAACACCUGACUUGAUUAAUUAUGAAGAAUUAACGGGGAUGAUGACAAAACAAUCAACAUCAACAACAGUUAAAAUUCGGUAUAAUUUUGAUGAACUUGUUCAUCGUAUUGCUAAGAUUGAUAUAUAA